CCAAGAAAUCGCUCUUUUGCAGACUGUGCGAGAGCGCGUGAACGUUCCCGAGACAUCGGACGGCGCGCGCGACCGUGUUUCUGUGCAUCCUCUGCAGACAGACGCAGUGUACCGACACCGACAGACCGGACACCGGGACACGCACGAGCUCAAGGAGACACGCUGAACCACAGAAACAUGAGGUCACCACUUUGUCAGAGAAAUGGAAUAACAUUUAAACUGAAAAAGAAAUCCUGAAGAUUUGUUUUCUUGGUGGAGCUCUUUGGCAGGUGUCUUUCUAUCCCCAUCUGGGAUUCGCUGACUGGGCGACGAGCUCGAGAAAAUGAAAUCCCAUGAGGCAGACAUGGAGAGAGAGAUCUCUAAGGUUCAGGGGAUGGUGUGUGAGUUGCGGGCAGGGUUUUCUCGAGCGCUGCUGGAGCUGAAUCAGAUUCAGCAGGGAGACACUGAACUGCAGAGCCAGCUGGAGGACACCAGACACGGCUGCAACAAGCGAGCCCUUCACCUCGAGAGCCUGGUGCUGUCCCUCAAGGAGGAGCUGGAGGAGGUACGCUGUCAGUUUCGUCAGCUCUGUCAGGCACAAGACAGAAAGCCACCAGAGAAUCCAGGACGAGAGAAUAAUGCAGUGGAUGACAGUAGUGGAUGCAGUAGUGAUGGUGCAGCAGAGGCUUCUCCCCUUCCAGUGGGCGGAGCUUUUCUCAUACACUGUUACUUGCAAGGACUACAGGUGUGGCAACGUGCCAGACAGAAUACAGGCACAGAUGUUCAUUCCUGCCAAGCAACACAUAGCUGCUUACGGCGAGGCAGGAGGCGGGCAGUGGUGGAGAUGCUGCUGCAGUCUGAACGCGAUUAUGUUUCUAGUUUGAAUCAGCUCUAUGAGAAGUACAAGUCUGCAGAACAAAAUGUGGGGUUUGUAAAGUAUAUUGAUCAGAUGCUGCAGUGCCACCUGCUGUUCCGCAACACCCUAGAAGAGCGUCUGACCACUGACGAGAGAAGCUGCGCCGCUGGAGACGCUUUUCUCAACCUCACAGGACAAAACAAUAUUGCAAGGGAUUGA
Molecule: messenger RNA, 1054 nt
Organism: Danio aesculapii
Lineage: Eukaryota; Metazoa; Chordata; Actinopteri; Cypriniformes; Danionidae
Exons: 10
Coding region: 323-1054 (243 amino acids)
Source: RefSeq, a predicted model, not a curated record